Molecule: messenger RNA, 784 nt
Organism: Salvia splendens (bonfire salvia)
Lineage: Eukaryota; Viridiplantae; Streptophyta; Magnoliopsida; Lamiales; Lamiaceae
Product: 60S ribosomal protein L35a-3
Exons: 5
Coding region: 125-463 (112 amino acids)
Biological process (GO): translation
Cellular component (GO): ribosome
Molecular function (GO): structural constituent of ribosome
Source: RefSeq, a predicted model, not a curated record
CUGCAAAGCAUUUCUCACAAAGCUACAUAUAAACCCUCAAUCUAGGUUUCCUGCCGCUCUCUCAGCAUUUUCGACUCUUCUCUCUCCGCAGCCAUCGGCCGAAGCUUGCAUUCACACAGCGACAAUGGUGAAAGGUCGUCAGGGGGAGCGCGUCAGGCUCUACGUCCGCGGCACUAUUUUGGGAUACAAGAGGUCGAAGUCGAAUCAGUAUCCAAACACGUCCUUGAUUCAGAUUGAGGGCGUCAACACUCAAGAGGAAGUAGCGUGGUACCGCGGGAAGCGCAUGGCGUACAUUUACAAGGCCAAGGUGAAGAAAAACGGGUCCCACUACCGUUGCAUUUGGGGAAAGGUUACCCGGCCGCAUGGUAACAGCGGUGUUGUCCGCGCCAAGUUCAAGUCCAAUCUCCCCCCUAAAUCAAUGGGUGCAAGGGUGAGAGUGAUGAUGUAUCCUAGCAACAUCUAAGAGGGAGUAUGAAUUUAAGGUGUCAAACAUAUACAUGAGUUUGAAGAUUUUACGAAGCCCAACCUCAUAUUUGGAUUGAGCUCCAAGACUUAUAUUUAUUGCUAUUAAUAUUUUUUCUUUUUUUUUUUGACGGGUUUUAAAAAAUGUUAAGAAAAGUGGGUGUAAAAAAGUUAGUGGAAUAUGAGUCCCACUUGAAUAUAUUAGUUUUAAAUGAAAUGUGAGUGAAAUAAGUUAGUUGAAUGUGAGAUCCGAAAAAUGAGACUCCUAUUCAAGUAUGGAGGUAAAUAGAAAUUAAAACUUAUCACAGUGGAUUUGGAUUGA